Messenger RNA from Xyrichtys novacula (pearly razorfish), 1690 nucleotides. The record is from the annotation of a GenBank genome assembly. Lineage: Eukaryota; Metazoa; Chordata; Actinopteri; Labriformes; Labridae.
UUAUAAUAAAGUUUUUCUAUCGUUUUUCAAAACUAAACCACUGAAAAAGAUGUAGUUCAUAUGUCAAGCCAGUAAGUGGCGCUGUAACGCUGAAGAAGAGUACAGAGCAUGUGUAUAAAGGUUGUUUUGGCGCCAUAAAAGAGUUCCUCUGUGUGUCACAUGAUCGUUUCCAGAGAUGCAGAUAGACAUCCACACGGAGAUGAAAUGGUCGUCGUUUACAGAUUUAUUCACUCUCUGACCCGUUUUCAAAAAGUACCGUUUACAGUCACCUGAAACGCCGAUACGACAAAAAACUUAAGUGUUUGUUUACAUGGUGACGGGUUGAUACCGCCUUCAGACAGACUUUACAGCGGGGAGUGGUUUACUCUUCAUCUGAAACUGUGAAGUCGUACCAAUUCAACACGACUGACUCGCUCUUGUCCUAUUUAACCACGAAAUUAUCGCCUUCUUUUGUAAACGCCAUGUUUGUUUACACUGGUGUGUGUGGGAACUGGGGAGAGCUCCUGAAACAUGAUAGAGAGGAAAAUUGAUUUGGUGAUUUUGUCGAUUUUAACAUCGUCGUAAUGAAAUAAUCUGAUUAGUAUUUAAAGUGAAGUUACCGAGCAGCCCUAUCUUGUCUCAUCUUUUGGUUGAUUAAUGACAUUAGUGUGAAAACUCGUUGGAUCAGCUGUUCCUCUCCACGCUGAGUCAGUAAAUGAAACGGUUCAGAUUCUUGGUCACAGGUUUGGAGACUCGAUCACCUUUCUGAGGUGAAACAGGAAAACGUUAAAGACCAGGACUAAAUUUACCUGCAGGUUCAUUCUCCUACACAGGUUCCUGUCUCCUCUGACUCCAUCUGUUCCCGUCUACUUCACCCUCCUCACCCUCUCCUCACCCUCUCCUCACCCUCUCUUCUUCUCUCUCCUCUAGUUUUUCUCCCGUCAGGCAGAAGUUACGUAAAUCUUCUCCUUCUGAAAAAGCAGCGUAACACUUAACUCCACAUGUACCCACUCAGAACAGCACUAGAGGAAGUUCACACACACGCUGUGAUGUCACUUCCUCUUUUUUACAGUCGGCAGGUUUUUCUCUCUCAUCACUCAAACAUCUAAAUUGUUUUUGGAGAGGCUGCUGUGGAGGAACCCACUAAAGUUUGAGAUGAAGUGAAUUCUGUGAGCGGUGAGUAACCCAGCUGAUUUCAGACUCGCUCUGAGGGUCUUUGCUGCUGCUCUCCCGGCCUUUUCAUGGACGAACAUGAAAACAGAGUCACACUGCGUCCAGUUUCAUCUGCAUGUAAACAUAAAUAACUCAUUUAUUCCACUUCAGCCUGUUCCAGUGAAGGUUCACGGUGUUCUGCAGCUCACAGACUCACACAAACUUCAUCUGCAUCAUGAAGCAGAAACAAACAUCUAAAUUCUAAUUUUGGUCAAAGGUUGAGAUGAGAAGAAGCUGCACGUCCCUCUGAAACAGAGAGACUGAGGAUGAUCGACGGAGAGACACGGAGCGUGAAAGAGAGCGAAUGUCAAACAGGCGGAGCGGGUCAGAUCGACGGAGAGGGAUUUAUGAAGAGACAGGAGCGAACGCUUCUCCAGGAGGUGAUGCAGUCGGCCUCGCUGAGAAGAUUAAUCGCUCCUCAAGAUUGAAUCUGAUUUAGUCAGAUCCAGGAGGCGACCAGCCGACAGAUGAACAAAGAGCAUCCUUCACUGUUCAUGAG